GUAUUUAAGCAAUUUGUUCCGUCGGAUUAGAUUCUUUUAAUUUGUAUCUAGAUUAUUAUUAUUAUUUUUCGAUUUUAGGGGAAGGACAAAGGGGAUCAUUUCAUAUAUCAAUUCAAACUAGAUAGAAGAAUUUUAAAACAUAUAGAAUAAAUGGCUGGAAUAAUGAAUAAGUUGAAGAAAUUAGACGCCUAUCCUAAGAUCAGCGGGGAUUUCUACAACCGUACACUUUCCGGUGGCAUUAUCACCCUCGUCUCCUCCGUUGUUAUGUUAUUGCUCUUCUUUUCCGAGCUCCAACUCUAUCUUCAUGCUUUCACUGAAACAAAGCUUGUGGUUGACACUUCAAGAGGGGAAACUCUACACAUCAAGCUUGAUAUCACUUUUCCUGCUCUUGCAUGCUCAAUCCUCAGCGUUGAUGCAAUGGAUAUAAGUGGAGGGCAACACCUUGAUGUGCAUGCAGAAACAUGAUAUAAUCAAGAAUCGGUUAGAUGAACAUGGUAAUGUUAUAGAAUCAAGACCAGAUGGAAUUGGUGCCACCAAGGUU
Hibiscus syriacus is the source of this 541-nucleotide messenger RNA. RefSeq names its product endoplasmic reticulum-Golgi intermediate compartment protein 3-like. Gene Ontology annotation, cellular component: COPII-coated ER to Golgi transport vesicle; endoplasmic reticulum. The record is from RefSeq and is a predicted model, not a curated record. The coding region runs from base 151 to 465 and encodes 104 amino acids. The transcript is spliced from 4 exons. Lineage: Eukaryota; Viridiplantae; Streptophyta; Magnoliopsida; Malvales; Malvaceae.